GAUAGAUUUUUAUCUGAUCUAGUCUCUUAUUAUCGGCCCCUAAUAGAUAACAAUAAUAAUAAAUAUUAGUUUUAAAUAAAUGGUUUGCACUACUGCUGUAUCUUUUUUAUAGCCUUUACGAGUCGGUUUUUUUUCUCCAUAUAUUCAUUUGUCUAAGAACUUGUUCUUUAGAAGUCACUGGACUGGACUGUACACCGGAUAAAAUCAACACUCGCGCUUGUUUUAUUGAUUGAUGAUGCUAUCACUAUUGAUCAAUGAUUUGGAUCAUCCGUCUAUCUCAUCCAUCUGUGAUUAGAAUCUGUGCUUUUCCUUCCUGUGCGAGAACUGGAAUUUGUUGUAGUCCCAGUCCCAGGCUUACAAGAUCUACUAAUUAAUGAGCACGUAAGGCCUACUACUAAAGAAAAAUAGCCAAUUAUAAUGAAAAUUAAACUCAGUAGGUCUAGAUUCUAGAUCUAAUCUAGAUCUAGAUAUAGUAUUAGUCAGUACAGUCUGAGUACAGGCCUCCUAACCCUACUGUAUAAUUGGCCUGAAUCUUUGGUCAGUGGUCAUGACCUACCUAGAACUGUAACAAUGGACACUGAUGGCCCAAGGUAAGGGGUCAAAGGCCAAAGUGCAUUCUCAAGCAAGGACUCCCCUCCUUUUACCAAGUCACUAGAUAUAGUAGAUCUCUACUACUGGAAGGCUACAGUCUGAUUCUUUAUUAAGGGCCUCCACUUCUUAGAAGCCUCCAAGGCUAGAGUUAGACUUGAAUCCACAGUCAAGAAUUUUUCAAAAUAUUAGUUUGCAGGUGCAUAUCUGGUAGGGUCUACUCGGAUUCACAAAAGUGCCUAUGUAGCCUACUGGAGUUGAAACUUCAAAUUCAAGUGGAAACACUGAACGACCUGACUGGUGAUAAUGAUCGGCCAUUUUGUAUCGUGCGCUGUCGCGGUUGGUCUUGUGGCAGUGUUCAUCAGCUACCCACAGCCACCGUUGUCGUCCCGGCUGGAGCAAUGGAAACAGUUAGGAGAAUUCCUCAGUGUAGGCAAACGGAAAAUAUUUUUUGUUGAUGAAAAAGGUCAAGGUUCAUCUGGACCUGUAGUCUGUCUCCAUGGCUUUCCUACCAGCAGCUAUGACUGGAUCAAAAUCCUACCUGAUAUGAAGAGCCAGUUUUCUCGUGUGAUAAUGCUGGAUUUUCUCGGCUAUGGGUUCAGUGACAAGCCAGAAGAUCACACUUAUACAAUAGCUGAGCAGGCUGAAAUAGUGGAGACUCUGUUAGAGAAACUGAGCGUGCCGUCUGCCCAUGUGCUGUCUCAUGACUACGGAGAUACGGUGGCUCUGGAGUUGUUGGCCAGGAGCAACAGUAAAAAGCUUUCCUUUGUCAUGCAAUCUUUGACAAUGCUGAAUGGAGGGGUAUUUCCAGAGACACAUCGCCCAAGAAUUUCUCAAAAGCUGUUGUUGACUCCAGGCCUUGGUUAUGUCGUCAGCCGCCUGUUCAGUCUGCCGAUCUUCUCCAGAGGCUUUGGGGAAGUGUUUGGAGCCUCAAAACCCACCAACGAAGAUUACGCUGAUUUCUGGGCCGCCCUGCGAUACAAUGAUGGAGACAGAGCAGCGUACAGAAUCAUCAACUUUUUAAGAGAAAGACAAGAAUUCAAGGGGAGAUGGGUCGGAGCGCUGCAGUCCACAGAUCUCUCAGUCCUCAUGCUGUACGGCCCUGCUGAUCCAGUCAACCCGCCCAGUUUUGCCGCUCAUUUCAGAAAAGUUGUACCGAGGCACAAACUUGUGACCUUGGCUGACAGCGUGGGACAUUAUCCUCAGUGGGAGGACCCGGAGACCGUGGGCCGAGAGUUCCUCAAGUUUAUCCAGUCUCUGGAGACUCAGACACGCUCUUGAUUCUUGUGAUGUAGUAGCAGCCUGUCACCUUAGGUCAUUGUAAAUGGGCUGAUUUUUCAAUGUCAAGCUCAUACUGUGCCGUAACAACGUAGGGGGAACU
Messenger RNA from Aplysia californica (California sea hare), 1969 nucleotides. RefSeq names its product mesoderm-specific transcript homolog protein. The transcript has 12 exons. Gene Ontology annotation, molecular function: catalytic activity. The record is from RefSeq and is a predicted model, not a curated record. Bases 895 to 1869 code for a protein of 324 amino acids. NCBI's taxonomy places the organism in Eukaryota, Metazoa, Mollusca, Gastropoda, Aplysiida, Aplysiidae.